Molecule: messenger RNA, 1074 nt
Organism: Pocillopora meandrina
Lineage: Eukaryota; Metazoa; Cnidaria; Anthozoa; Scleractinia; Pocilloporidae
Source: the annotation of a GenBank genome assembly
AUGUGGAUGGUCUGCAACAGCACUGGUGUUCCACGGCCAACAACAGAGUGGUUCUUCAUUCCGAUGAGAGGGAUGAGCCAGGAUGUUGUUCGAAUCAACGUGACUGGCCCAGUACUGAAAAUGGGAAACUUGACCACAGAAAAUGAUGGCUUUUACUUCUGUAACGUGUCGAAUUUGCGUGGUGCUGUUCAAAGUAGAAUUGCAAGACUGGACGUUUCAAGAUUCAUUCCUGGCGUGCCUAGGAUUGCUGUCAUUUUCAAGCUGAAGCAGUGUCCGUCAACACCUUCUACAGGAGACAGUAGUUCACAUUUUUGCACCGGCAGUGAAAUAGAGAAAUCUCUGCAGAAUGAUACUAUGGCUCACCAACACAUUUUUCAAAAGAUCUUGAAGCACGUGGACUGGCCGCUGGAAAAAAUACAUGAUGAGUAUUACAAACCUUUUCCAAAUGCUGUGAUCUCUUUCGUCCUUCAUGGUGACGACCCCAUCACGCGAGAAGGAAAGAAAUUCGAGGCGCUAAAUGAAUUCUCGCUCUCUAGGCAACGCAUAGGAAACAGUUUAAAGAAGCUUUAUUCUUCCCUAGUUGAUGAAAAAGUGAAGAUUCGUUGGGGUAACUUGACAAUAAUUGGCGACAAAGAUAGCCUUGUAAUGGGAUUUCCUUCUCAAAAAUGUCCAAACGGUACAAGACUCCAUCAGAAUGGUUAUCUAUGCGGUAAGGUUCAUCUUCCAUGUCAGUGAGUAGUAACAUUAUCUCUCAAUUUAAAUCAAAAUCGUUAAAUAGAAGAGAGGAAUGAAUGUUUUCCGCUUAGUUCUGAUAUCACAUUUAAGAGGGAAUUUGAUUGAUCCUCGGUUUAUCGUCUUCUAUUGAAAGACGGUACUUCAGCGAAACAGUAGGCUUUCUCUUUUGUUUAUAGCGCAUAUAUUGGUUAUUUUUGUUAAACCUUGAGGGAAAAUUUGAUGAAUGGUAAGUCUAAGACCCUUCUCAGCUAAAGGCUAACCGUUUCAGUGCACUUUCCACCUGGUCAUUAUGAAGUAGGAAACAGAACUUGCGAACCAUGCCCUGUUGGCACAUAUUAG